Molecule: messenger RNA, 644 nt
Organism: Saccostrea cuccullata (small rock oyster)
Lineage: Eukaryota; Metazoa; Mollusca; Bivalvia; Ostreida; Ostreidae
Exons: 5
Coding region: 7-465 (152 amino acids)
Source: RefSeq, a predicted model, not a curated record
AGGGAUAUGAAGACCCAGCUAGAACAGGAGAGGGCUGCCUACAGAGAGUCGGCAAGCAGCAAUAACGAGAGCACUGAAGCCCUGAAGGAACAAGUGAGAAUGUUGCAGUUAGAGAUUGACGGUUUGUCUGAGAAAUCUAACAGUUCUGAUAAAAGCCAAAGAUACAGGGACCUUGAAAAAGAAAACGAGAGGCUGCGAUCUGAAAAGAAAAGAUUGCAAAAGGAGAGCGGAGCAACGAUACUUAAACUAAGAAAAAAUCUCCAGGCAGCUAAAAAAGAACCAGGGAAACCGGAUCAGGGAAAAGAAACAAAUAAAGACAAAGGUCCCCCAAUUUCUGCCAAACGCCCACAAACUGAAAGGAAAGCCGAAAAAAAUUAUUAUACGCAAUCUACAUGUUCCAGGAAUUCUGCACAGAAACAGAGACCAAAGAUAGGAUCGGAAAUAAAGGUCACGGGAUCAACUUAGUAUGAAUAUUUUUCGUUUGUUUUUUUUUUAAAGUGACUUAAUUCAAUAAGAGUUGUCAUUCUUAGACUUUGUGCCCAAAGACAUACUAAGAAAGAUAACUCUAUUCCAUUAAAGACAAUAAAUUCUUAUACCAUGCAGGAGUUAUUUCCCUUAGAAAGCAUUAAAAGAUUUAUUGUGAU